Corticium candelabrum is the source of this 4159-nucleotide messenger RNA. Its product is annotated as low-density lipoprotein receptor-related protein 4-like. Bases 7 to 3921 code for a protein of 1304 amino acids. The record is from RefSeq and is a predicted model, not a curated record. Lineage: Eukaryota; Metazoa; Porifera; Homoscleromorpha; Homosclerophorida; Plakinidae. The transcript is spliced from 14 exons. Gene Ontology annotation, molecular function: calcium ion binding; Wnt-protein binding; Wnt receptor activity. Gene Ontology annotation, biological process: canonical Wnt signaling pathway.
ACUGUCAUGCAGUUGGGGAUAUGUUACUUCUCGUUACUGUUUUAUAUUGCUCUACUAGACGUGUUGGAGUGUUUAAACUCUACAGUUCCGGCGCGGUUUCUUCUGUUCAGUGACACGCGCGCACUACGAUUUCUGUCAAUUGAAGAGUCACCCAAAGAACUCCUCUCUCCUCUCGUCAAUAUCUCCAGCGCCAGAGCCGUCGAUUUCAACGCCAACACGCAGCAAGUCUACUGGACGGACGUCAUACGUGAUACGAUUUCAGUAGAAAGCAUCCGGGAUAGCGAGCGGCAUGUUUUAGUGAGGGGGUUGGCAUCUCCUAACGGUUUAGCUGUUGAUUGGGUGAGCAACCUUCUUUACUUCACCGAUGAAGCGAAAGGAGUGGGUGUUGUUGGAGUGGCGAGCAUAGAUGGCCGUUACAUCGCGAUGCUUGUCGACGACAACUUGGAGCUUCCGCGAGCAAUAGCAGUGGAUCCACAGGCGGGGUAUGUAUACUGGGCAGAUUGGGGUGUGUCUGCAAAGAUUGAGAGGUCGUAUAUGAAUGGGAGAGGAAGAAUGACUUUGAUUUCAAAGGGUCUGUCGACUCCGAAUGCUCUACUAUUGGAUCUGAUACAUAGAAAGAUGUACUGGGCAGACUCGACUUUAGACAACAUUCAAAUGAGUAAUCUUGAUGGGUCUUCACACUCUGUUUUGUCUACGUUUUCGGGACGGGCACCUUUUGCUAUGGCUAUGGAUCACAAGCAUAACUCCACGUCUUUGUACUGGACUGACAGACUAACACAAGCCAUCUACCAUACGGUUGUUGAUGGUAAUGAUUCUGCUACUACAACGUACUAUACUACCUCCUUGGUGCCUUAUGGAAUGGCAUUAUAUGAGGCGGAUAGAACCGGUGGGACGAACUGGUGUAGCUCUUCCAAUCACAGCUGUGCGCAAUUGUGUCUUUCCAUGCCGUCAUCUGGUACGUGUACGUGCGCUUAUGGCACACUGGAGUCAGAUGGAAAGUCGUGUGGAGUUCCAGACAAGUACUUUCUAGUCGCCACAAACAAUGCAAUUCGCGGCCUAAUCAUCAACGAAACUGGACAUGACCUGAAAGAUGCCAUCGAACCAGUCUGGUUGGACGACGGCAGUCAAGCCUCGGCCAUCGAUUACGACGUCAAAACCAACAAGAUCUUCUUCAGUGACAUUCGCAAAGGGCAGAUUGUGGAGAUAACGAGCAACGGUACUCAACGAGUUGUUGGGAACGGAUUGGGUGAAGUCUAUGGUCUCGCGUUUGAUUGGACGAGUGAUCUCAUCUAUUACACGGAUUCCAGUAGCAACAUUAUUGGUGUCCUGCACACGAGUGGGGAUGUCAAACUGGCUGUUGUUGAGAGUGGAUUGGAUCGCCCGAGAGACAUAGUGCUGGAUCCAGCAAACGCUAUGAUGUACUGGACGGACUGGGGAUCGAAUCCAAAGAUCGAACGAGCCUACAUGAGCGGCAGAGGAAGGCAGACUCUAGUCAGUAGACGUCUCUUGUGGCCCAACGGCAUCUUUCUCGAUUUGUCAUCGAGAAGGCUUUAUUGGAUAGACGCCUUUCUCAACAGGGUUGAGUCGUGCAACUUUGAUGGUACCAGGCGAACUCUUUUGUUGCGAGGAUCUUUGAUCCAUCCGUUUAGUCUGACAUUCUAUAAUGAGAAUGUGUAUUUUACUGACUGGAUUGCGGAAGGAAUUUUUCGGACAACGCUAACACAUGUUGGUUUGAUAUAUCCGCAGAAACCGAGGAUGCCGCGGUUUAGCCGUCCUAACGGACUCAUUUUGUAUGACAAGGAUAGAGUGAAAGGCUCGACUCGGUGUUCACGCUCUGCGAAUGGCAGUUGUGCGAGCGACCGUAUCUGCUUGCCGGAGCCACACGACGUCAAAUGUGUGUGCUCUCACGGUGUUGGCAACCGUACCACAGGCAAAUGUGAAGCGCCCGACACGUUUCUCUUGUUUUCUGAGGGAAGAGCAAUACGAGGAGUGAUUCCAAGAGACUCAUCCCACUCCGCCCAUGAGGCGUUUCCAGCAAUUAAUGUCACCGGAUUGGCUCUAGCUGUUGAUUAUAACGCUAAUAGUCAACAUGUUUAUUGGGCUGAAACGGACACAGGAAGUAUUGUGAGUUCGACCUUGAGUGGAGAGAAGUCGUUUGUGUUGGAUUCGUUGGUUGAUCCCAGAGGGUUGGCUGUCGACUGGGUGACUGAUAAUGUUUAUUACUCGGAUGCCGGAUUGAAACGGAUUGGAGUGGUCUCGGCCGAUGGUGCAUACCAUGCGAUGAUUUUCAGUAGCAAUCUGGACAAGCCCGGAAAUAUUGUAUUGGAUUCAACAGCAGGACUAAUGUACUGGGUAGAUUCUGGCUUUACUCCCCGCAUCGAGAUCGCAGCCAUGAACGGCCAAUCUCGAAGAAACUUAUUCACCGCCAAGUUACAGAAUCCCUCCGGCCUUACCAUCGAUUUCAGCAGCCAGAAACUGUACUGGAGCGACACCUCCCUGAACAAAAUUGAAAGCAGUAACCUCGAUGGCAGCGGAAGAACUCUAGUAGCAAUCUUUACUGCUGACGUUCACCCAGUUAGUCUCGUCUACUUUAAAAACGCUGUGAUUUUCUCUGAACGCAACUUCCUUGGUAUCUACCGAUUUCCUCUGAGUGGUAGCCGUGCAGCCCGGAUAGUCAGGACGACAAGCAAACCAGGUGGGAUCGUGGUGUAUGAUGCAAGCAGAACUACAGGGGUGAACGGAUGUUCCUCCGCCAACGGCGGGUGCGUUCACUUGUGCCUGCCCUUUCCUGGCGGUCGAUCCUGCGCGUGUGACGUCAACAAGACGAGAGAAUGUCGACCGACCGUUCUGAGCGGGCCGCAGUCUCUGACGGCGUUCGAGUUCGACUCCGUCGUGCUUACCUGUCGGGUCGACAGCAACGGCUUCGACGUCGUCGUGGAGUUCACCACAAACGGUUCGACCGUUCACAGUCAGUCGUAUCCUUCUGUUGGACAUCGGGUUGUGACGGCAGCCUACACUAUCUCACAGGUUGAUAUUAAUCGGGUUGGUAUGUACGCGUGUAAUGCUGCUAACCAAUACGGCAUUUCGGUGUCCGCCGAGGGAACACUUUCGGUGACGAAUGCUUCUAGAUGCGAGUCGUCUCCGUGUCUGAAUGGGGGAAAUUGUUCGAACGCGUUGGGAUGGUUUAACUGCACUUGCGCGGCCAGAUAUACGGGACCCACGUGUUCUAUUGAAAUCACAGACUGUGAUUCGAAUCCGUGUGAAAACGCCGGUCACUGUCUGAGUCUCGCAAAUGGUGGAUACAACUGUUCUUGCUCGGUCGGAUUCGUUGGUGUGCAUUGCGAGAGAAACGUCGAUGAUUGUGUGUCGAAUCCGUGCAGAAAUGGAGGCAGUUGUCGACGCGACCGGUCGACCGGUUUCGCGUGUCGUUGCCCGCCCGGAUAUACGGGCUCUGUCUGUGACGUUGACAUCAACGAGUGCGCUUCUGACCCUUGUGGGAACGACGGGACAUGCGAGGACGGACCGAACGGCUACAGUUGCGUGUGCAUCACUGCAUACACGGGACGUAACUGCGAGUCACGUGACGUUAUCAUCAAUCCUGAGAAAUCGAAAUCGGGAGGUGACCGCACUGUCUACAUAUCGGUCAGUGUCUUGUGCGCAGGUCUCGUCGUUGCUGUCAUCCUUUGUCUCGUUGGUUUUGUCAUAUAUCGACGUCGGCGGGAAGAAAAGGCGGUCGACGCACCAACUAGAAAUCUGGUGGCGACGGAUUUCAAUAAUCCUGUCUACUCUGGAGCUUCUUCGUCUGUCAUUUAUAAUGCGUACGAAAUUCCAGACGAACUGCGGGAAGGCACGCCGCCCCCAUCGACCGGUUCCGAAGGGACGGAAGUCAUUAGCAGAGCAGAGGUGUAUCCUAGUGUCUAAAGAAAGAAGACAACUUGUGGAAGGUAUCGCUGGUUGCUGGUUGGUUGUGUACGUGUUACUAUAGUAAUUUGUUGUCUCCUCUUUGGCAAAUUGAUUUUGAGAAAUAGAAUAUACAUAGGGGAGUUUUAGAGUUGCAUGAAAAGGUUGGGUGCGCAUAGGAAAAUGAUUUUAAACGGUUGUAUUUUAUAUCAACGAUUUAUAGCGUGCAAUACUAAGAUAGCACUAUGGCCAGAGUGCA